Messenger RNA from Saprolegnia parasitica CBS 223.65, 1374 nucleotides. RefSeq lists its product as hypothetical. The coding region runs from base 1 to 1332 and encodes 443 amino acids. The record is from RefSeq and is a predicted model, not a curated record. The transcript has a single exon. Lineage: Eukaryota; Oomycota; Saprolegniomycetes; Saprolegniales; Saprolegniaceae.
AUGGCGCAGGUCGCAGCCAACGGCGACCGGUCGCUCAGCAUCACGGGCAACCCCAAAGACAACGUCAAGACAGCGUACACGUUGUGGGACGCCGACGCGGGCUUCCAGUGCGUGUGCGACCCGGGGUUUGAAGGACCGGACUGCAGCAAGCGCAGCUGCAAGGUGGGCGUGGACCCGUUGUAUGAAGCCGCGGGCUACCCGAUCUACGAGACCUUCAACAUCAUUGCGAUGGCCACGCUGGCAGCAGCUGAUCCCGAUACGCUCGACGCGACCAAGUCGUGGAUCCAGCUGCGCGUGUUCGACCAUGAGGGCGAGUCGUACUUAACGCCUCGGAUUCCGGUCUCGAGUGACACGGCGAACGUGGGUGGAACCACAUUCACGAAAGCGUUCCAGGCGUUGCCCAACAAGGUCAUUAGUAGCAUCUCGUGCACCUCGAAGGUCGUCGAUGUGGCCCCGACCGACAUCACUGCCGAAGACGGUUUCUACGUGACGUGCCAAUACACCGAUAACCCGGGCCCGCAUCGCUUGCCCGAGGUUGUCGCGUCGGCGUUUGUGGACAAUAGCGGUGUCACCCGUACUACGUUCCGCACUUAUGUGACAGCUGACAUUCGCCGCGGCGAAGCCAUCGACUUUUGCGCGACGGCUUCUGCCGCCUACUAUGCCUCUGGGGCGGACUUGACGACGAUUGUGGUCACGGGCACCACGGCCGCUAUCCCAAACGCACAGACUCUUAUCAAAAUCAAGGACCAGCUCUUGAUUGCGCUCGCCGUGCCGACGACUACGACGCUGACGACCGCGUGGGCACUGCCGACAGCGACGGCAUCGGCGAUCUCGGCCGGAGCGACGGUGUAUUACGCGUCGGGCGUCACGGUCGCCGCCGACGCGUGCCAGAUCAGCUCCUGGACCGUCGGCUCCGACUCGUUCUCGUGCGAUGAUCCCACUGCGAUUCCCACUGUCGUUGUCGGGAGCAAGAUCAUGUUCGAAAACGCCAUCUACUACGUCCGGUCCAUCACGCCAAAGAUAGCGGCGGUGGCAGCGGUGGCUGCCGGUGUAGCCCCGGCGUACAGAGAAGCCGCGCCAGCGAUAGUGGCCGCACCGGCAGUUAUUACGGUCGACCGCAAGUUUGGUGGCAGGUCCUCAAUCGGGGGGGAUGUGUCUGCCUUGGAUUCGUUUUACAUCCUCACGACACCGACGGUGCCGGCGCCGGGCACGUACACGUACGUCUCGCAGUGCUCGGGCCGCGGUCUCUGCGACUUUGCCACCGGCCUUUGCCAGUGCUUCAAGGGCUACACCAACGACAACUGCGACACGCAAAACAUCCUCGCGUUCUAAGCCGAAUCCUGGGCGAAAAUACAGUGUAUACCGUGUACAGAA